ACAGUAUUUGCGCGAUGUUGGUCGAUGGUGGUGUACGAUUUGUUGCCCUGGCUCCGUACUAACAACCAUUUCCACUCACAAUCGAUUGAAUCAUUGAUUGUUUGGCCAAUUGGCAGUGAUAGAGGGGUGUGAUUGCCAAAGUGUCGGAUGAGUUAAGUCAAUUUGUGUCCAUCAACUAUUUCAAACAAUUGGAUGGUGAGGUGAACAAAGAACAACGAAAUUAUCUCAGUGGAGUUCUCAAUACGCUCCUCCGUGGCUGGGUGUUCCAUGACAAAAAGCCACUCCAUUUGUGAUUGUGUUCGUGACUCUGGAAUAUUGUUUUGUUUGGUGCACAAGUAAACUGGACAAGAAAUUCACCUUUUUCUGUUCCCUCCGAUCUUCGUCCCUUAGAGGGUCUGACUUUGCUAAUAAACUUGGUGGGAAUUUUCUGUGCAGAUAAUACCCAUGUUUCAAGUGUUUUGAAAUAAUAAAAGUCUUAUCCAAGUGACACAGAAAUAAAAAAAAACACACGACAACUGUCUGGACACGGUGAAUUAAAAAGUGUGUGAUGAGAAAAAUUUACUUUCAGACCCAUUGUGUUUGAGAGACUUAAUUGAUAUUCAAAAAGAGCUGGAAUCUUCCUUAGAUGAAAUCACCUUGAAACGGGAACAUCGUGGCGAAGUACCUCAGUUCCAGCACUGUACAAUUCUUAAAUGAUUAAAAGUACCUCCGGAUCCAAGGAUCGCGUCAUUCUCUCUGCCUCAUCAUGACUUGGCACUGGUGGUCUCACUGGUUCUGGAUUACACUGACGCUCUCGGCCCUAUCUCAUGCCAUGCCUAUGAGUUCCGUCACGAGCGACACACACCUGGCUCAACUCAAGGUACUGGAAGCGCGUGAGAAGAUGUACACCAAGCGGGAACCCCUGAAGUUCCCUUUGGCAGCCCAAACAGACGGAGAUGAGGAGCUUUUUGGUGUCGAUCGCGCCUUUGCGGCUGUGGAAGUCUCUGAUGGGGGAAGAUUCAACUGGAUCUCGUCGAAUUCGCCAGAAAAGGACAAGUCAAUUAAGCGUCCAGAGAAUUCCACAUUCGAGAUCAAUCUGAUGGAUGGGAAUUCCAGCAGCUCUGAAUCCAAUGUCAGCAGAGCAAAUGCGACUGAAGAAAAAUCUUCAGAGAUUUCGAAUAAGACUCGAGAAGACCAUCCUGAAGAUUCAAUGAGUAGCAUCGAUGCAAGUGAAGAUGCAAAGACAGAUGAUAAUAGAACAGAAAGUGAUACAGUACGUCCAGAACUGGGCAUAGUUCAGAAUGAUACGGUGGAUAUGGAAGUGGAAUUGCAGGAGAAUGAUACGAUAGAGGUGGAUCGAUUGGGACGGAAAUCCAAAGUAUUGACAGAGUACACAGAUGAUCUCAGAAUAGCCAAUCUUACCACGGAGACGAAGAACCUUCUGGCACGAUCUGCUGCCUCCUCGGUUACUUCUGUUAAUGACGAUGAGCUGGGCAGUGAAUUGUCUGUCCAUGCUUUUUCUGCCCAACACUCCCCGUCCCUCAAUGUCGGAGCUAUUUCUGGAAUUUGCUUAGCUGUAAUGUUCCUGUUUGUUAGUGCAGGAUUCGCCGGGAUGCUGCUCUAUCGAAGACGCUACAUCAACAAACCACAGACCCUCAGUGAACCAGACUCCAGUGGAUAUAUAGACGACAGUACAAUAAGAGACAAUUCAGACGAGAUGUACAGCCUCGACAAUGACUCCUUCCUCAAUUCUCUGGAGGCAAUGACGAUCCAGAACUACUGGACGGACAAUGUGAAACACACAAAAUUGUAAUUUUCAUUGGAAUUGAUUGUAACUCCUCAAGUUAAUUCUGACAAAAAAGCAAGGUAUAAAGACAUGUUCUAAGGUUUAGAGUAGCAAAAGAAUAAAAAGGAUCUUAAUAAUAUCUUAGGAAUUAAGUACAAUUUGAAUGUAAUUUCCUCUAGCGUCCAUUGAUCCUUAAUCUAAUUUUUAAGUUUAGACUUGAACAAAACUCAUGGCAGCAUAAAUAGGAUUUUUCUUUUAAAAAAAAAAUUUGUGAUAAAUGUUAGAGUUUCCGUUCAAAUUGGAGAUAAUUAAACUCUUGCAGUGGAUCUACCUAUUUAUACAAUAAAAUAAUAGAAUUAAUAUUGCUGUAGCAAACCGUCCUUUUUUCUUUCAUCACACAACUUCCAUGAAAUUCAAUAGAUGUAACAUAAAAAAAAAAACAUAUUUAUAAUGUUAUAAGAAGCAAAAUGUAAAAAUAAAUGUGAAACAUCCUGAAA
This is a messenger RNA of Phlebotomus papatasi, 2262 nucleotides long. RefSeq lists its product as uncharacterized. The record is from RefSeq and is a predicted model, not a curated record. The transcript has 3 exons. Bases 746 to 1792 code for a protein of 348 amino acids. NCBI's taxonomy places the organism in Eukaryota, Metazoa, Arthropoda, Insecta, Diptera, Psychodidae.